CGGCCCGGCCCGGUAUCCGGGUAAGAUGGCCGCAGUCGGCGAGUGCUCGCUGCCCGCGCCGUGGCGGCCGGUCUCCCUCACUCACGUCGAGUACCCUGCAGGUGAUUUCUCUGGUCAGCUUUUAGCUUAUUUGAGUCUUGGUCCAAUAUUCAUUAUUGUUGGCUUUGUAACACUCAUCAUAUUCAAGAGAGAGCUUCACACGAUCUCUUUCUUGGGAGGGCUGGUGUUCAACGAGGGAGUGAACUGGUUAAUAAAAAAUGUAAUCCGGGAGCCUCGGCCGUGUGAAGAAGCCCAUUCAACAGUGACCACAAAAUAUGGGAUGCCGUCCAGCCACUCCCAAUUCAUGUGGUUUUUCUCUGUCUAUUCCUUUCUGUUCCUUUAUUUAAGAAUGCACCAAACAAACAAUGCGAGGUUUCUGGAUUUACUAUGGCGACAUGUGCUGUCCAUCUGCCUCGUCACAGUGGCUUUGCUAGUCUCAUAUAGUAGGGUUUAUUUGCUUUACCACACCUGGAGCCAAGUCCUAUAUGGAGGUGUGGCAGGAAGCAUUAUGGCCAUAGCCUGGUUUGCCUUCACACAAGAGAUCCUAACUCCUCUCUUCCCGAGGAUAGCUGCGUGGCCAAUUUCAGAGUUCUUUUUAAUCCGAGACACCAGCCUCAUUCCCAACAUCCUGUGGUUUGAGUACACAGUCACGAGAGCAGAAGCAAGGAACAGACAGCGCAAGCUGGGAACGAAGCUCCAGUGACGCGGGAACGCAGGACCAGAGUUUUAACGGAGACAGACAAGAGCAGAGACCUGGGAGCAGCAAAGGAGCCUUUAAACAGACGGACCAAAGGAACAGGCAGGGACCAUACCCAAAAACCUGAAAGCCUUUGCUCUGCUUUAGCAGCUAAGCUGGAUUGCUCCCUGAUGCAUGUGGGACCGUGCAGGAGUAGAAGCUCAUUUCCAACACAGAUGCACAUUGCCGGUCGAAUGUACCAUCCUGUCUACGUCAGGGGAGGGGGGAGGAAAUGCCUGGUGUCGUGUUCGGGGGAGGGAAAACCAAAAAUGAAUCCUUUCUGUGACUUUUUUUUUUUUUUUUUUUCAGCAUGAAAUAUACACACUAUUUAUUUAUUUUUUUAAAUGGAACUAUUGUUUUUGGGGCGGGUGAGGCGUUGAUUGUGUGUUCUGGUUUUUUUGCCUUUUUUUUUUUCGGGUUUUUCUUUUUUGGAAGAAGAUGACAAAACUAAUCUCAAGUGGAUCAUGUUUAAUUAGGGCUUUUAACUCUUACAAACUUCUUAGGAGGGAGGGGAACUAGGAUGGGGUGACCUAGAUGGAAGGGAGAGGAAGACUUUCCUUUCUGCAACCAGUUUGGGAGAUCAAAAUCAAUUCCAACUGCACUUUGUACAGACAGAAAGACAGACUAUAAAGAUCUGAUUUUUAACACUAGUGACAGUUCUGCAGGGAAGCCUGCACGGAUACCAAUUAAGGGGAGUGUGUGUGUAAAACAAAGGAAAACCACAAAUAUACUGACUCUUAUUUUUUUU
Molecule: messenger RNA, 1523 nt
Organism: Chiroxiphia lanceolata (lance-tailed manakin)
Lineage: Eukaryota; Metazoa; Chordata; Aves; Passeriformes; Pipridae
Gene: DOLPP1
Product: dolichyldiphosphatase 1
Exons: 8
Coding region: 26-742 (238 amino acids)
Biological process (GO): lipid biosynthetic process; protein N-linked glycosylation
Cellular component (GO): intracellular membrane-bounded organelle; endoplasmic reticulum membrane
Molecular function (GO): dolichyldiphosphatase activity
Source: RefSeq, a predicted model, not a curated record